Molecule: messenger RNA, 768 nt
Organism: Entrophospora sp. SA101
Lineage: Eukaryota; Fungi; Glomeromycota; Glomeromycetes; Entrophosporales; Entrophosporaceae
Source: the annotation of a GenBank genome assembly
AUGGCUGCUUUUGGUCCACGGUUAACAGAAGAAGGACUUAUCGGCAAUCUUAUUCCAAUAGAAUCUAUUGAGGUUGAUAAUCAGAAAGGUUGUUUGAAAUUAGAAAAAAAAAUUGAAACUAAAAAUUGGAUAGCUCUUGUAGAGCGUGGCCAGUGUUCAUUUAUUGAUAAAAUACGUAAUAUGCAAGCAUCUGGUGCUAUUGCUGUUGUUGUGGGUGACAAUGAGCGCAAUAGUUUAAUAACAAUGUAUGCUACAGGAGAUACUUCAGAUGUAGAGAUUCCAUCAGUAUUUAUUGCACAAAAUGAAUAUAGAGAACUUCGGUUACUUUCUUUAUUAGUAAAUCGAAAUCCUUUAAAGAUACAACUUAUUAAAGAUGAUCUUUUACAGUGGCCAUUAUUAGAUAUAAUUAUUGUCAUAAUUUUGUUCCCAACGAUUAUGAUGAUAUUUAUUUAUGUUUUAUGGCACAUUCGUCAACGUCAAAGACGUAAACAAGAAAUUGCACCUCAACAAGUUGUUGGUAAUUUGCCUACAAAGAUUUUCUAUUUAUCAAAAAGACAAGAAAAUGAUCCUCAAGAAUGUGCUAUAUGUUUGGAGGAUUAUGUUGACAAGGAUGAAUUGAGAAUUAUGCCUUGCAGACAUGAAUUUCAUGUAAUAUGUAUUGAUAGCUGGUUAACCACCAGAAAAAGAUUUUGUCCAAUUUGUAAACGUGACAUUUGUAUACCAACAGAAGAAACUCCUCUAUUGUCAAAUAAUGAACCUUCUCCGUAA